AUGAACAAAAAUGCUCAUCAUUCUAGACAUUCAAAUAAUAAAGAUGUAAUAAUGAUAAAUGAUGAAGAAGAUGAACCAAAAAUGUAUAUAAACAUUAUAAUAAUUUAAGUUAAAAGAAAAUAAAAAAUGAAGAUGAAGAUGAUUGUAUAAUAAAUGAAGAUAUUAUUCCAUGGAUGAGCAAGAAGACAAUGAUGAUUAGACAUCCAGUAUUGAGAUUACAUAAUGAAAUUAUUGAAUUUUUUGAUUACAUUUCACCAUCUGAUCAAGAACAUAAACGAAGAAUAGCAGCCUAUAUGAGAGUAGAGAAAUACUUAUAAGAUAUUAUUCCAGAAGCUUAAAUUGAAUCAUUUGGUAGUUUCAAAACAAGGAUGUAUUUACCUAAUGCAGAUAUAGAUAUGGUAAUGAUAGAAACAUCUUGCACAUAAAAAUAAUUAUUUAAAAAAGUAGCUGCUAAAAUGAUGAAAUAAACAAAUAAAUUUGAAAAUGUUAAUUUAAUAGCUAAUGCUAAAGUGCCUAUAAUUAAAUUUAUUGAAGUUGAAUCCUAAUAUCAUUUUGAUUUAUCAUUCAAUUAAUUAGAUGGAUUAAAAUAAAUUGAAGAAUUAGAAAAAGCUUUUGAAAUUUAUCCUGAAUUAAAAUUUCUAUUAAUGACUUUAAAAUGUAUUUUAAGAUAAAGAGAUUUAAAUGAAACAUAUAGUGGAGGAGUAGGUUCCUUCUUAUUAUUUUAAAUGAUCUUGGCAUUUUUAAGAGAAUAUCGUAAAGAUUUCUUUAAACAUAAUAAACAAGAUCAAAUAAAGAAUGUUACAUUAGGUGAAUAUAUGAUUAAGUUUCUUGAAUUUUAUGGAAUCAAAUUUGAUGUAUCAAGAAAGAAAAUUGUUAUGGGUAAGGGAGGAAGUAUUGAAAACAAAUCUACAUAAGAUGAGAGAUUUUCAUUAAUUAGUCCAUAAGAUCCUGAUCAUGAUGUUGGUCAUAGUAGUUAUAAAAUUAAAGAAAUAUUUAAGAUAUUCUAAAAUAGACACAAUUUCUUAACUAAUUAUAAUUUUAAAUCUGGAGAGUCUGUACUUAGAUACUUAAUUAAUCCAACAGAUCAAAAGUUUUCAUUUCUUAAGCCAGUUUAAUUUUGA
This is a messenger RNA of Paramecium primaurelia, 1121 nucleotides long. NCBI's taxonomy places the organism in Eukaryota, Ciliophora, Oligohymenophorea, Peniculida, Parameciidae. The record is from the annotation of a GenBank genome assembly.